Cyprinodon variegatus (sheepshead minnow) is the source of this 819-nucleotide messenger RNA. RefSeq names its product Fc receptor-like protein 4. The annotation marks the transcript as partial. Lineage: Eukaryota; Metazoa; Chordata; Actinopteri; Cyprinodontiformes; Cyprinodontidae. Gene Ontology annotation, molecular function: transmembrane signaling receptor activity. The transcript has 4 exons. Gene Ontology annotation, biological process: cell surface receptor signaling pathway. The record is from RefSeq and is a predicted model, not a curated record.
UCAAAUUUUAUUCCAGUGUUGAACACUCUCCUCUGCUGUGGACAAACUCAAUAUGCUGUGCUGACAAUUCAGCCCAACUGGUCGACAUUUUAUAGUGGAGAGUCUGUUACUUUCAUCUGUGACAUGAAUGAAGGAGCAGAAACUGACUGGGAUUACAGUAUAAUAUGGAAUGGUGGAGAACUUGUCCCCUACAGUUCACAUAAAAGCUCCACACUAGAACCUCUCCAUACAGGAUACAGUGCAGAUAAACCCAGAGCCAAACUGACAGCAGGUCCAACAAGCAUACCAGUAGGGGGCAGUGUGACAAUGAGCUGCACUGUGGAGCCCUCUGCUGGAUGGAGGUACAGAUGGUUCAGAAGGACCUCAGACACCUCUGGAGUUGAAGUCAGAAUAAAUAAUGAGGAAAACAGAGAAAUCACUGUGAGACAAGGAGGAAUCUACAGAUGUGAUGGAGUGAGAGGAAACCCAGAGAUCUACCCACAUUCAAGCUCUGAGGUCACUGUUGGGAUAACCUUUUCCAACAAGGUUGUUGUGACUCAAAAACCAAACAGCUCUCAGAUGUUCAGUGGUGAGACGAUCACUCUGACAUGUGAGGUCCAGGGAGGAGAAAGCACUGAGUGGACGUAUGAAUGGAGGAGAUCUGGUUCUGUUAUACACAGCACACCCAGUAAAGACUGGACAUUUAAUGUUUACGAGUCCAGCAGUGGAAAAUACACAUGUCAGUGUAGAAGCAGAGAUGACUGGUAUUCUUCAACAGAGUGGAGUGAAUCAAUCAUCCUGUCAGUAUCUGGUAAGAUACGAUUCUAUUUGUCUGGAUAG